Messenger RNA from Enterobius vermicularis (human pinworm), 699 nucleotides. The record is from the annotation of a GenBank genome assembly. NCBI's taxonomy places the organism in Eukaryota, Metazoa, Nematoda, Chromadorea, Rhabditida, Oxyuridae.
AUGUUUAAUUCCCUGUUCGUCUGCUUGCUUUUGACAGUACCAUGUUCGGUAAUAUCAACGACAAAGUCGGUUUGCGUAGAAGUGCCCGACAUAGCUGAUAAAUGUGAAAACGAAGACGACACUUUAUGUGGAAACCUCUUCUCUUUACAGAGUGGCGAUCCCAAACUAAAGGAUGUUCCAGAGGACUGUAUCAAUCCGGAUUAUGAAAGUUUCGUCAACCUAUGCAGAAAAAGGUGUUUUGCAUGUUGCACAGAUGACGCACACAAAUGCAGCAAUAAACCAGGAUUUGACAAGAAAUGUGGGGAAUAUUUCAAACAAGGCAUAUGUACUAGUUCAAACCCAUUGUUCAAACAAAUAGCUUAUCAGGAGUGUCCAAGCACUUGCGGCUUAUGCGAAAAUACAACAGCUUGUGUUGACAAAGAUCGAGUAGUCUGCGAAACAUCGUACCGUUUAUGUUUUAAUUCGGCGUACAAAGGAAUAAUGAGUGAUUUAUGUCCUCAAACGUGUGGAACUUGCGGCCAAAAAGGCAAAUGUGCUAUAGUUGAUCAACCAGGUGAAGUAACAGUACCAACUACCGUAGAAGCAAAAUGCUUCGAUCGUGUCGGCAACUGUGCAUCGGUGAAAAGUAGGUGCAACAACUCGAAUUAUAAAGCCAGGAUGACUGAAAAGUGUGCAAAAACUUGCGGUUUCUGCAAGUGA